UGGCGCUACGAGAAGUGAAAGUCUGCAUAUAGUGCUGCCUGGUGAGUGGGGCAUUUGAUUUUUGUCUGCCUGCGUUAGUUGCGAAAGAGCCAAGCGACUCCGCGGGAGCAAAAGGCCGGUGCCCGCGACCCGCAACACACGCGAUUUAUUUUCGCUCCUGCACAGCAGUAUUUUUGAGUGCUUUUGGCGACAACGGCGCCGCUGCUGAGGACGCCAGCCCGUAAGCAGCCAUGGCCCCCGCCGAAGACAAAGAUGGGCCGCAGGUGGCGGCGGGAGGGAGUCCCGACACGGAGGAACGAGAGACGUGGGGCAAAAAGGUGGACUUCCUGCUCUCCGUGAUUGGAUUCGCAGUCGAUUUGGCCAACGUGUGGCGCUUCCCUUAUCUUUGCUACAAAAACGGGGGCGGUGCAUUCUUAGUGCCGUAUUUGAUCAUGCUGGUGAUCGGAGGCAUCCCGCUGUUCUACAUGGAGCUGGCGCUGGGCCAGUUCAACCGAAAAGGUUCCAUCACCUGUUGGGGUCGGCUGGUGCCGCUAUUCAAAGGGAUCGGCUACGCGGUGGCUUUGAUUGCGUUCUACGUCGACUUCUACUACAACGUCAUCAUCGCGUGGGCCCUCAGGUUCUUCAUCGCCUCGUUCACCUACAACCUCCCUUGGACCACGUGCGGCAACAUUUGGAACUCACCAAACUGCAGACCUUUGGAUUACUCGCUGGCUGACAUUGAAGAUAAACUGGUGGCAAAGAAUAGUUUCGGCAACGCCACAUCCAACCUCAUUCCCGGCGACCCGUCCAAGACUACACUCGCCCCCGCAUUCGUCUCAAACCUCACCUUCGACAAUGGGUCCACCUCGGCUGCAGAGGAAUACUUCAAUCGUUUCAUCCUGGAGCUGAACCAGAGCAGCGGCAUCGACGACUUGGGCGCUAUCAAGUGGGACAUGGCCGCCUGCCUGUUGAUCGUGUACCUGAUUUGCUACUUCUCCCUGUGGAAGGGCAUCUCGACCUCAGGCAAGGUGGUGUGGUUCACCGCCCUCUUCCCGUACGUCGUGCUGCUGGCCUUGCUGAUCAGGGGCGUGACGCUGCCCGGCGCCUCCGAGGGCAUCAAGUACUACCUGCGGCCCAACUUCAACGCCAUCACCAAGGCUGAGGUGUGGGUCGACGCCGCCACGCAGGUCUUCUUCUCCCUCGGCCCUGGAUUCGGCGUCCUGCUCGCUUUCGCCUCAUACAACAAAUUCCACAACAACGUCUACCAAGACGCGUUGGUGACCAGUAUCAUAAACUGCUGCACCAGUUUCGUGGCCGGCUUUGUAAUCUUCUCCGUUCUCGGCUACAUGGCGCACGCCUCAGGAAAACUGGUCGAGGACGUGGCCACUGAGGGUCCUGGCCUCGUAUUCAUGGUCUACCCUGAAGCCAUCGCAACCAUGCCGGGCUCCACCUUCUGGGCCCUCCUCUUCUUCAUGAUGCUCCUCACUCUGGGUCUCGACAGCUCGUUUGGUGGCUCAGAGGCAAUCAUCACAGCCUUGAGUGAUGAGUUUCCGAUCAUCGGAAGGAACAGGGAGCGAUUCGUAGCCUGCCUAUUCACCCUCUACUUCUUCGUCGGCUUGACGUCUUGCACGCAAGGUGGCUUCUACUUUUUCCACCUGCUUGACCGAUAUGCGGCCGGCUAUUCCAUGCUGUUCGCUGUUCUCUUUGAAACCAUCGCUGUAUCCUGGAUAUAUGGGUGUGACAGAUUCUGUGACGACAUAAAAGAGAUGAUUGGCUUCUCUCCUGGUCUCUACUGGCGCAUUUGUUGGAUGUUCCUUGCCCCCGCGUUCUUGAUGUUCAUCAUUGUCUACGGGUUGAUCGGGUACGAGCCGCUCACCUACGAAAGUUACGUCUACCCCACUUGGGCGAACGUUCUCGGAUGGGCGAUCGCUGGCUCCAGCGUCUUCAUGAUUCCAGGCAUGGCCAUCUACAAAAUAAUCGUUACUCCCGGAACACUGAGGGAGCGUCUUCGAAUUUUAACUACGCCGUGGCGAGACCAGCAAGCUGCGAUGCAGAACGGCGUCCAAGUGAAUUCUGCAGAAAUUCGCCUCACAUCGAUGACUCAAGUAGAUGAGGUUUAAGUUCAAGAUAUUAUUUAUAUGUAUUUUUCCUGCCAUUUUUAAUUUGUUAACGUUACGAUGAUGUUGAUGAUCUUUAAAGUCUAGUGUUGCCUCCACCAGGAGGAUGUAAAAAUGUUGCUUCUGAUUAAUUGAAGUCCUUCUAAAUCUGCUGAGAACAAUAAUCUUUGUAAAAAUGCUCUCUGUACUUGACGCACUUAAUAUUAAUUAUAUAUCGUUCAUGUUGUUGGUGUCCGCGGAAAGCUCGAAUUUCGUUGUAUUUGUUUGCUCCUUGCGUGCGAGUGUGUGCUUUUUUAACUUUCGUUUCCACUGGAAUGUGAAAAGGAUAAUAAUAUUGAUAACAACUGUCAGAGGACAUUUAUUAAGUACAUUUCUAACGAAUCGAUGCAAGUGCGUGGAAUUUAAUUUAACUGAUAUAUAGACUUAAAAGUUAUCACCAAUAUGUGAUGUCACCAAAAUAAUGUGCAGAAAUCGUAUUCAUCUCCCAAACAGUGGGUUUCCCAGAGCGAGUUGUGUUUGUCUCUUAUUGCAAUCCAAAAAUGCUAGGUGGCUCCUUUCAGGGUAUCCGAGCUAGCUUUUCUGAACGAAAUCUUUAAAUUGAGUUUGAGAUAAAUUGCUGUUAGAAACAUUAUUUCCUCUAAUGCAAAAGUAUGUUGCCUUUUAAAUGAUUUCAAAUUUAGACAUAGCUUUUUAUGAUUUCCAUCCCUUUUUUAUCAAGUGAUUUUUUCAGACAUUUAUUGAAUUAUUUACUUAAAAUAAUAAAUUUUAGAGCCAAGUUUAUAUUGAUUUCUCGACAAAUUUCGGUUGUCUUGGUUGAAAAUUAAGUCUUGAGAGCACUUUACCGAGCUCUCAUUUAAUUGCUCCAAGAAAUAGCUAGAAAAAUCUCAAAUCUACAAAUGUCAUGCCUCAAAUAUCAUUUAAUUCCGAUUAAAAAACCUCGUAAAUAAUUAUUUUGACUUUCCCUAAUUGUUUGGAAGAAAAUGCACUUUAAUUUUUCUAACUAUUUUUAAAAUAAAAUUUCAUUUUCCAAAUGAAACCUUCAAACUAUCAAAGUCGAUAGGAAAGGUUUUUAAUAAUAAUUAUCACUAUUGCGCCAAACUGUUGUCUAUUUUUAGCGUUUCUGGAAACUUCGAAGGUUUUAAACAAUUUUUAGUGGGCCCUAAAGUUGCGUGCAUUUUUCUUAUUGAAGUAUAAAAAUGUAAAAUCAGUCGGAUCAUACGUAGUCUUAAAUUCCGAUGCUUCAAGGAAGAAUGUUUGCAAUAUUUUAUCUUAAAAUUUCAUCUCAAAUACCCUGUCAGCGGCCACAAUAAUUGCUAAUCGUGAAUUAGACCCCAGAAUGCUCUGAAAUACUUCCGGUUUCUCUUCCACAGGUUAAAACUACUGCUGGUCAUGUUGUUAAAUGUUCUAAACACGCAUUUAUUGUGUUUCGAAUUCCAAAAUAUUCAGUACGUGUCUGCUAUUAUAUUAGGUGUUCGACGUAAGUGUGGGAGGACAUUUGCUAUCAUCAUAUAUUUCAGUGUGUGUUCACGUUUUGUAAAUUUGUAGGUGAAUCAAAAUGUGCUGUGGUGUUCAUGUGGGAGAAGAGCUGCAAAAGCUACAAUAAUAUGGUGUGUACUUAGCAUUACUCUCAAUGUCGAAACCAAGAUCUGCAUUUCUUUGUUGACGAAAGGAAACAAAACAGGGAUUAACGAAAAGCGUGAGUAUAAGAUUCUUAGCAGUUAAAGCAAACGCACAAGAAUGCCGUUGGAAACAAUCAUUGCCGUUUUGAAAGUAAAUUUCGAAUUUACAAAAUAGUGUGUUUCAAGUAAUAACUACUAACGCUCGGUGUUUUAUCGAAAUAUCCGCAUAUAUUGCCACGAAUCCAAGUCGAGUGUGUGACACACAAUCGAAGGGCGUCAAGCAGCCAGUGAUGCCUUUUAUAUUGUGUAAAACUGAAAACACCGGCAGCACAACAUCAAAUAAUAUAUUAAUAAUAAUUCUAGUUUGUACAAACUUUGGAAGCAGCACCAACAGAGACGCUUUUGGUCCUGAUUUCACUGAGGGAAAAUAAAAAAUUAAUUAAGAAAAAUAACAACUGUUGUGAUUUAAUAUGAA
This is a messenger RNA of Cloeon dipterum, 4190 nucleotides long. It is a transcript of the gene DAT, whose product is annotated as Sodium-dependent dopamine transporter. Bases 231 to 2099 code for a protein of 622 amino acids. Gene Ontology annotation, biological process: sodium ion transmembrane transport; dopamine uptake involved in synaptic transmission. Gene Ontology annotation, cellular component: plasma membrane; neuron projection; presynaptic membrane. Gene Ontology annotation, molecular function: dopamine:sodium symporter activity. The transcript has 12 exons. NCBI's taxonomy places the organism in Eukaryota, Metazoa, Arthropoda, Insecta, Ephemeroptera, Baetidae. The record is from RefSeq and is a predicted model, not a curated record.